AUGGCUGCUUUACCAGUGAUAUUAUUUCUCAUAACUCUGCUGCUAACCGCAAUGCACACUGAACAAAGGGUACUGACAGAGACUCAAGAAGACUCCACCGCAUCUUAUAAUCAAAAGACAAAUCACAAGGCUGUCUUGGACAAGACUGACUACCAAGGUGAUGGAAAUAUACAGGACCAUGAGAAGAUAUUCUCUGCCUCCAAGAAAGAUCAAACAUUAUUUGAAGACUUGACCAGUGCUAACCAACAUGAGUUAAACCCAUCUAAAGACAUGAUGGCCCAGAGCAACUGCUUUACUCAAAAGCAUCAAGUAGAUCCAGUCAACUUCAAUCACAUAGACAUUAGGCUUCAAGGGAUCAGAGUUAGGCACCAAGGAGACAAUUUUAAACACAAACCCAUCCUUGAUCUAGAUGAAGCUUUGCGUUCAGUGCAAAAGACAUUGGUUUCCAGGAAAAUUUAA
This is a messenger RNA of Arvicanthis niloticus (Nile rat), 459 nucleotides long. Lineage: Eukaryota; Metazoa; Chordata; Mammalia; Rodentia; Muridae. The record is from RefSeq and is a predicted model, not a curated record.